Molecule: messenger RNA, 1435 nt
Organism: Dimorphilus gyrociliatus
Lineage: Eukaryota; Metazoa; Annelida; Polychaeta; Dinophilidae
Source: the annotation of a GenBank genome assembly
AUCUCUUCUCUAUCGGCCAUUUGUAAUAGAGGAAUACACAAACAGCUAAAAUUUGCUUGUUUUCCACAUCGUCAUGUCAGAAUCGAUAGAAGAAUAUUUUACAAUUCUUAGUCUUCAAGAUUUGAGUUUGAUUGCUUUGUCAAAGAAGCCUUACAAGGUCUUUAAUCAUCAAUUCCAUGAAAGAAAUAUAAGAAUACCAUCGGCUAUUGUUGAAAAGUUAUUUCGAUAUCUAUCCUUACAAUUUACUGGCUUCCCAGAAGAAUAUCUUCAAUAUUUUUCAUCCAGAACAUGCAAUUUUCAAAAGAUUCAAUUUGACGCAUCUCAAUUAACGAAUGCUUGUUCAAUGGAUUUUCUUAAAGGUCACGCUCCAAAAGAAAUUGAUAUACAGAAAUUACAAGUUAGCGAACUGAGACAAUGGUUGAAUAUAACUCAAUGUAAAAUUAAUAAGAAAAGUACUUUCUACGUAAAGGAUUUUGUUAACUUAUCCUUUUGGCCUAAUAUGGAAUUAAUAGAGAUUUCUAAUAAUAGAAUAGUUAGGGAUGACGAAGCUUUUGAGGAAUUUCUAGAUAAUCAUCCGAAUGUGGAGAUUAUUGGAAUUUUUGAAAAUAUUAUCCGAUCCUAUGAAGAAGUACGCGAGAAACCUUCUCAUAUUUUUUCAAUUGAUUCGGUAAGGUCAAUGAUUAAUUACUAUAUGAAUCGUCGAUCUGGAAUGUGUAUAGAUCCAAAUAUAUUCUACUAUAAAGGAGUAAACAAGAGAUUAUUGGGGGAAAAAGACUCAGAAGACUUUGGCGUUCUUAAAGCGUUAUUAUCUAUCUUAUUGGAUCUUGGUGACAGGAACGAAUAUAUUUUCUAUAAAACUGGCGAAUUUAAACAAUACCAUCCAGUUGAUUGUUUAUUAAGAGUAACUGAUUAUAUAGACCUGUCGAGAGAUAGUUUUAAACGCUUGAAACUUAUUCUUCUCUGUUCAAAAAUAUUAAAAUAUUUCAUAGAGAACGAUAUUGCUAAAUUUAAUUCGUAUAUAAUCGUUUCCUGCUUUCAUUUACUCGCUAAACAUUCGCCAUUUUUGGAUAUUCCUACAGAUAGAUUUGAACUUUCAAUAAACGCUUUAAAAGUCUCCCACUAUUCGGAAGAUAGGGAAUUAUCCGUAGCAACUCUGAACGCUAUUUUAACUGAAGAACUAUUAAUGACGUUACCCGAGAAGAAAUUUGUCAUUUUCCUAAAAACCUUUGAGUUUUUCCUACAUAGUUUCCCAUUUAGAGAGAUGAGAAAUAUUCCUUUUAUGAAUAAGUUUGUUUCAAGAAUCGUUGGCAUUAUUCAAAAUCAUAAACAACUUGAAAUAGAAAAGGAUAUUUUACACUGGAGAGGAAAUCCUUCAUUUCAAAUACAAAUUCCAUCAAAAAUACGUAUAAACAUUAGAUUAUCAAAAUCUCCAUAA